Solenopsis invicta (red fire ant) is the source of this 4523-nucleotide messenger RNA. RefSeq names its product neuropathy target esterase sws (gene sws). The transcript has 15 exons. The record is from RefSeq and is a predicted model, not a curated record. Gene Ontology annotation, biological process: phosphatidylcholine metabolic process. Bases 217 to 4251 code for a protein of 1344 amino acids. Gene Ontology annotation, cellular component: endoplasmic reticulum. Lineage: Eukaryota; Metazoa; Arthropoda; Insecta; Hymenoptera; Formicidae. Gene Ontology annotation, molecular function: phosphatidylcholine lysophospholipase A1 activity.
UCGUAACUCGUAACCGCGCUACGGACAAAAUGGCGCUGGAUGACUCGAGUGAAGUAUCAAAGGUCGUUUACUUACGAGAUAAAUAAUCUAAUUUUUCGUCCCGACGAGCUCGAUUAGCCGAUUAAGUUUCAUUUGCUCGCCAACGUAUGCGGUCCUGACAGUCGUGACACGUCCUGAGCGGUUUUUUCGGCGGAGAGGGAGACAUGAGUGCCCACUAUGGAGGUGAUAGAAUUAUUUAAUAAGUUCAAUGAGAGCUUGGGAUCAUACACAUUUUCAAGAUGGAUUGGGAGAUUUAUAGAAGAAUAUCAAACGUCGAGGACAAUCUUUGUCAUUGUCACAUUUUUACUCCUUGUUUUCUUAAUUGCAUCAAUCUUUGUGGUACGCAAAUGGAAGAACAAGGAAUUCUUGCCUUUGGAGGUGAAAGAAUUUGUUGGUGUGGGUACUGGAAAGCCGAGGUUCAGGAAAAGAGACAAAGUUCUCUUUUAUGGCAGAAAGAUGUUGCGCAAGGUAAAGUCCAUUGGUGGCCAGGUGCAUGCCACUGGACAAGGCAAGAAGAGAAAAGCAGUGAUGAGGUUUGCUCGUCGAUUGUUGCAACUUAAGAAGGAUACUGUUCCGCAACAGCUCAAAGUAUUGGAACCACCUGCUGAGUAUCUGGAGGAAGAUUUAGGGCCUGGCGAAAGAGUACCACCAGAUGCUCUAUAUAUAUUGCAAAGUAUUAGAGUUUUUGGUCAUUUUGAAAAACCUGUGUUUUUGAAAUUAUGCAAGUAUACGGAAAUUAUGAAUUUACCUGCUGGUAACACGUUAUUCAAAAUCGGAGACCCCGACGAGAGUUUAUUUAUAGUGCAGCAGGGUUUAGUCAAUGUAUAUAUCACUGGAUCUGAUGGGUCUCAAAUUUCCUUAAAAGUGGUAAAAACAGGCGAGUCGGUUACCAGUCUUCUUAGCUUUACUGAUGUACUUACCGGGCAUACAAGUACAUAUAAAACUGUAUCAGCAAGAGCAGUAGAAGAUUCUGUAGUAGUAAAGUUACCAAUGAGCGCAUUCCAAGAAGUAUUUCAAGAUUAUCCUGAUGCCUUUGUUCGAGUUAUCCAGGUCAUUAUGGUACGUCUGCAAAGAGUUACCUUCACCGCUUUGCAUCAAUAUCUUGGUCUUUCCGCGGAAUUAGUCAAUCAAGGAUCGCACAAGAAGAAGCAGAGUCCAUUCUCCGGUUCACCGGUACGAUCAAGAACCAGAGAGAAUUUUGCUUCGCAGAACAUAGAAAGUGUCCCUAGUGUAUUUCCAUUCGGCACGUCGGAAAUACACGAUACUAGCGAGGUUUCUCAUCGUGACGUAUCUAAUUCAAGCACGUCUCAACCUGUGCCCAUAAUAAAUCGACGAAGAGAGUCAAGAAAUAGUAUCGAUUGGAAGAGCGUUAAUUUGCAAGUAGGUAAUCAGAGUUCGGCAGAGAUGGUACCAGAAUGCGAUUCUCACUGGGUAACACCACCGCCAAUGUCUCAGUCUAUUCACGGAUCACAUCCAGAAGCCUCUCAUUCGGGAAGUACUUAUUCUAGCAAAAAACGUCAAGCUAACGAGGCGCAGCAACAGCAGCAACAACUGGACGAAGCACAGCUCGUACAGAUAGCCACUGAUGCGUUUGUUCGUGAACUUGGCAUAGAAGAUGAGACAAUGCUCAAAGAUAAGGUGCAGAUGAGGGAGGUACCAGCUGGUACUUAUCUGAUGAAAGAAGAAUCUCAUAAGGAUGUCGCACUUGUAUAUGUGCUUUCUGGCUCCCUGAUGGUGAGUCAACGCGUAUCGGAGGGCCGAGACGCGGGCCAGGAAGUGCAUAUGUUUAGCGCUCAUCAGGGUGAAAUUGUCGGUGGUUUAGCAGUGCUAACUGGCGAACCAUCCUUUUACACUAUCAGAGCAAAACACGCUAGCCGCAUUGCAUUACUCAGUAAAUCGACGUUCUUUGCUAUCAUGCGAGAUCAACCUACAGUCGUAUUGCACGUGGCACAUACCGUCGUUCGUAGAUUAAGUCCUUUCGUAAGACAGGUGGACUUCGCUCUCGAUUGGUUGUUCCUUGAAAGCGGACGUGCCGUUUAUAGACAGGGGGAUGAAUCAGACUCGACAUUCAUUGUGUUAAGUGGACGAUUGCGAUCGGUGAUCACUUACAAAAACGGCAAAAAAGAACUGGUAGCAGAAUAUGGAAAGGGUGAUUUGGUGGGAAUUGUAGAGAUGGUCACGCAAACUCCGAGAUCGACGACGGUCAUGGCGGUUCGGGAUUCUGAACUGGCAAAGCUGCCAGAAGGUUUAUUCAAUGUGAUCAAACUCAGAUAUCCAAUUGUUGUUACAAGAUUAAUAAAUCUUCUUGGCCAUCGCAUACUUGGUACUUGGCAACAGGCACACACAAUAAAUGGCAACAAUGAUACUCAGCGAGCUGCAGCAACAGUUGACGCUAGACCCGCACAAGUAAAUUUUUCAACUGUUGCCAUAGUGCCGGUGUCGGAUGAUGUACCACUGACUGCUUUUACUUAUGAAUUAUAUCAUUCUUUAUGUGCCAUUGGUCCUUGUCUUCGUCUAACGUCGGAUGUCGUAAGAAAGACUUUAGGAACAACUAUCAUGGAGCCUGCGAAUGAGUACCGAUUAACUUCUUGGCUCGCACAACAGGAAGAUCAGCACAGAAUCUCUCUAUAUCAAUGUGAUUCAAGUUACACACUAUGGACUCAGCGAUGCGCGAGACAGGCUGAUUGCAUUCUUAUCGUGGGUCUGGGCGAUCGACCGCCAUCGAUUGGUCGAACAGAACGUGAGAUAGAACGGCUGGUAAUGCGAACACAAAAGGAACUAGUGCUGUUGCACAAGGAACAGAACGGUCAACGACCUACAAACACCGUUCAAUGGUUGAAUAUGAGAUCGUGGAUAUCUAGCCAUCAUCACAUCCAAUGUCCAAAGCGGAUGUUUACCAGGAGAUCUCAGUAUAGAAUUAACGAAUUGUACUCCAAAGUGCUCAUGUCUGAGCCGAACGUGCACAGCGAUUUUAGUAGAUUAGCACGAUGGUUGACUGGCACCUCGGUCGGUCUCGUCCUAGGUGGAGGUGGUGCAAGAGGUGCUGCUCACGUGGGCAUGCUCAAAGCCAUCAUCGAAGCGGGUAUACCUAUAGACAUGGUUGGUGGUGUCAGUAUUGGUGCUUUCAUGGGUGCGCUGUGGUGCAUGGAGAAGAACAUCACUACUACCACACAAAAGGCUAGAGAGUGGUCUAAGAAAAUGACGCAAUGGUGGCGGCAAAUUAUGGACUUGACUUAUCCGAUGACUUCGAUGUUUUCCGGUAAAGAUUUUAAUAAGACAAUACAGCAGACUUUCGGUGACACAUAUAUAGAAGAUUUAUGGCUUCCGUAUUUCACUAUAACCACGGACAUCACGGACUCCUGUAUGCGCACGCAUAGACACGGAUCGCUGUGGCGGUACAUUCGAGCCUCGAUGUCAUUGUCUGGUUAUAUGCCACCCAUGUGUGAUCCCGUUGAUGGCCACCUCCUACUCGACGGCGGGUACGUCAAUAACCUUCCAGCUGACGAAAUGUUACGGCAAGGAGCACAUCAUAUUCUGGCCAUCGACGUCGGUUCACAAGAUGAUACAGAUUUGACAAAUUAUGGGGACUCGUUGUCCGGUUGGUGGUUAUUGUGGAAGCGAUGGAAUCCAUUUGCCACACCUGUGAAGGUGCCAAAUUUACCAGAUAUUCAGUCUAGACUGGCGUAUGUAAGUUGCGUGCGCCAAUUAGAAGAAGUGAAGACCUCGGAUUAUUGCGAAUAUAUUAGGCCACCGAUUGACAAGUACAAGACUCUUCAAUUUGCCAAUUUCGAUGAGAUCAAGGACGUGGGAUAUCAACAUGGGAAAACAUAUUUCGAGGGUCAAUCGAAAGCUGGAGUUCUGCCUCGAUUCAACGCGGAUCGAGAAAAUGCGAGAGCUAUGCGAGCGAAAAAUCAAGCGGCUAAUGAACAGACACUCUCUUCAUAUACUUUCACCGAUCUUGCUCAGAUGGUGUGUAAAGUUUCGCAUGGUAGCCGAUAUUUUGACAUAGAUUCAGAUUCGGACGAACUAGAGGAGUACGAAGGGGACUUGGAAGAAGAUGCGCAGGAAGUAGGCUACGCAUCUGAACCUACUGCGGGUAUUUUAGAUCAGAGUCCUGAGGAUAAUCGUUUGAGACGAAGAACUGGUGUUUCACUUAGUCUGUCCGACACUGAGGCUGAGUCGGAACUAGAGUAUCAUCCAAAGAUUUUUUGAAUAUUAUUUACAUUUAUUCGUGAUAUCGUAUCUGCAUAACUCGCUCAAUAAAUUCAAUACAUUUUCUCAUAAACAUAACUUUACAACUCGGACGCACUACGAGCGAUUGACCUAUACUGGAGUACAAAAGUAAUUAUAAUCAUAGGAAUAUCGCUCUGAAAUUAUGUCACAAUGCGAUAGAUAUCGCUUUAACAUAAUAAGUAAUUAAUAUGAUUAUUGUUAUUAUAUUAAAUAUUGUAUGUUAAAUAUAAUUCUACGGUUUCUAAAAAAAA